GGCAGCAUUACGUUAAUGUCCUGUGGAGGGCAGCACUGCCAGCACUACGGCUUCUGCUCUACCGGAAGUGUAAAAGAAGUGGAAGAAGAAGCACUACCAUUCACUUCAACAGGAAAGAUGGAAGAAUACCCCUCUAAACAAGUAGCAGAAAACCUCGACGAUCCCCCAAAUAGUCGUCUUUUCGUGGUCACAAGUCGCUCUGUAACCGAGGAUGAGCUACGGGAAAGUUUCUCCGUAUUUGGGGACAUCCAGGGGGUCUGGGUUGUCAAAGACAAGCAGACAAAGGAGUCCAAAGGAAUCGCCUAUGUGAAGUUCGCUAAGUCCUCGCAUGCCUGCUUGGCAAUGGAGGAAAUGCACGGCAAAGUGUUGAUGGACGGGACGAAACCCAUCAAGGUGUUCAUCGCCCAGUCACGAUCCUCAACAAGACACAGAGAUGUUGAAGACGAGGAGCUGACAAGGAUCUUUGUCAUGAUCCCCAAAACCUUCUCAGAGGAGGACCUGAAAGACACAUUUAAGGAAUACGGUGAUAUUGAGUAUUGUGUGAUCAUCAAGAAUAAGACCACUGGAGAAAGUAAAGGACUGGGCUAUGUGAGAUACUAUAAGCCCUCCCAAGCUGCCGUCGCUAUAGAGAACUGUGACAAAACUUACAGGGCCAUCCUGGCUGAGCCUCGCACCAAGACUGCAGCUACAGAAGACUACAGCGGUGGAGCACCCAGAGGUGAUUACAUGGGCGGAGGUGACACCAUGAACCAGUACGCCUUUCCUAUGGUUCCUCCUCAUACAGCUGAUCCCGGCAACUAUCAGGUGAUGGACUACCGCUCCGGUGAUUUCACACGGUGCCUGAUGAUCUCAACACGGGCGGCGCUUACCCAGGAGCAGAUUUUUUCUCUGUUUGACCUCAUUCCUGGCAUGGAGUACUGUGAACUGCAGAGAGACGCUUAUGGGAUGAGUAAAGGUCAUGCUUUGAUUCGCUACAGUAACUUGGGAUCAGCUCUCUACGCCAAGGAGAAGAUGAAUGGCUUUGAAUAUCCUCCUGGAAACAGACUGGUGGUGAACUUUGUUGAUGACGGGGAAGACCGAAGCAGUCCUGUAGGUCGUAUGGCCAUGCAGUUGGUUGCAGCCCAGAUGAUGUCCGCAGUGUGGAACGGACCCUCCUCCAGCCAAGUGAUGAAGCCUCCAGGUUUCGCUCCAAUCUCCAACAUGUCCCGCGUCCAGACAGAUGUUAACCUGCCCUCUAUGAAGAAGCUCGCUCCGCCUGACAGCAAGACUAAGGAGCGCUUGUUUGUUGUGUUCAGCCCCUCCCCGCUGCCUAUGGAUGUUUUGGAGGAUGUUUUCUGUCGCUUUGGUUCCCUCAUUGAGGUCCAUUUGGUCCCUGGAAGAAAGGUCGGAUACAUGAAGUACGCAGACAAACAGUGUGCUGACGAGGCCAUGGCAGUGCUCCACGGUCGGGUUGUAAAUGGGGUGAAGAUGAAGGUGAUGCUGGCCGAUCCUCCCAGAGAAGAAUCUCAUAAACGACCUCGUACCUACUAGAACUCGUGAGACAAAAUGACCGGCGACUGUUGUCAUGACACAAUGACACCUGACCUGACAGACCGACCCACCGACAGACAUCAAGACCGUCUCCCGACCUCUGACACGACCUUUGACACCUGUCUGACCGAAACCUUCUGCUCAGUGACCGCGUAGUGACUCACUGAAAACACAUUAACAAGUGCACCGUAGCAUCUACUGCUAAAGUGAAGUCUUACCUAUCUACUGUCUGUGAACAGCCGCAACAAUGUAAGUGUGUGUAGUUCGUGCUCAGUGUCAAGCUUUUACGCUUCAUUUAAAAGUACAUAAUCACAGCCAUGACACUGCUGCACUAACUGUUUUAUAAUUAGAGCAGUAACACUCAGUCUGCUGAAGAAACCUGAGUUUAAAGAUCUGAAGAGUUUUGUUUCAAGUUAUUGGCCACGUUUUCUUCUUCAAACAUGGGCAGAACAGGGUUUGUAAAGUUGAAUCUGGACAACUUUGUUUUUACAGAUCUGGUCCUUUCUUUGUUUUCCUUUGUGUACUGUCCUGUUUUCCCAUGUUAAGAUCCCAUGUAUUAAUCAGACUGUGAGCUCUUUGUCUCUGCAUAAAUAAAGAUCAGUUGCACAUUCA
This is a messenger RNA of Notolabrus celidotus (New Zealand spotty), 2142 nucleotides long. It is a transcript of the gene rbm45, whose product is annotated as RNA binding motif protein 45. NCBI's taxonomy places the organism in Eukaryota, Metazoa, Chordata, Actinopteri, Labriformes, Labridae. The transcript has 11 exons. Gene Ontology annotation, molecular function: RNA binding. Bases 16 to 1530 code for a protein of 504 amino acids. The record is from RefSeq and is a predicted model, not a curated record.